Messenger RNA from Funneliformis geosporum, 226 nucleotides. The record is from the annotation of a GenBank genome assembly. Lineage: Eukaryota; Fungi; Glomeromycota; Glomeromycetes; Glomerales; Glomeraceae.
AUGCUACAUAAAGAACCUAAGCAAUGUGAAUUAAAGAAUACUUUGACUGAUUGGUUAGUAACAGAUUCUCAACCUUUUAAUUCAGCAAAUGGAGAAGGAUUUUUACGUAUGAUUAAUAAGCUUGAUUCUGCAUUUAAGCCACCAUGUUAUAUAAUGAUCAAAAAGGAUAUUAGUUAUGGAUAUCAAGCUGCAUUUCAAGCUAUAAAGGAAAUGAUUACUCAUACCU